Molecule: messenger RNA, 2027 nt
Organism: Thecamonas trahens ATCC 50062
Lineage: Eukaryota; Apusomonadida; Apusomonadidae
Product: histone acetyltransferase
Exons: 1
Coding region: 124-1563 (479 amino acids)
Biological process (GO): regulation of DNA-templated transcription
Molecular function (GO): histone acetyltransferase activity
Source: RefSeq, a predicted model, not a curated record
UCCCCCUCACUCCCCCUUCCGGCUCUGUCUCACAACACACAGCACACACACACACACACACACACACACACACACACACACACAUACAUACAUACAUACACACGUAUAUAGUGAGAGUGCAAGAUGCCGCGCAAGGAGCGCAAGGCUACACCACCGCCACCGCCCAUGGACGAGCACGGUGUCCGUGUGGGCGCCCGGCUGCCGGCAUGGUGCGGCCUGGAGCAGCAGCAGGUCUUGGCCGAGGUGCUGGAGAUUGAGAAUGGGCAGUACUACGUCCACUUUAUCGACUACAACAAGCGGCUGGAUACAUGGGUGACGGCCAAGGAGCUGGACCUCGACAACAUCUCCUACCCGGAGCCCGAGGGCGGUAGUGGCCACGGCGGGUCGUCCAAGAAGGCCACCAAGGCGAGCAAGUCCAAGGCGAGCAAGUCCAAGGCUAGCAAGGGCAAGGGCAGCCGCAAGGGCAAAGGCGGCCGCAAGUCGGCAUCGCGCGGCCGCCGCGGCGCGUCGAGCAAGGACGACGGCGACGGCAGCGGCGACGUGACCGACAUGGAGGUGGAGGACGACAACGAGGGCGCGUCGACCAAGAAGUCCAAGGCCUCGCGCAAGAAGACCAAGGCCAAGGGCUCGGGCUCCAAGGCUGACGACUCGGAGGACAAGCACCACGUGUCCGGCUCGCUGGCAUCGGCAGACACAACCCACGCCAACCUGGUCAAGAACAUCAACACGAUUGUUUACGGUAAGUUUGAGGUCGAGACCUGGUACUACUCGCCGUACCCGGCCGAAGUCUGUCGCGACAAGAAGAUCUGGCUCUGCGAGUUCUGCCUGCAGUACAACUCGUCGCACCACCAGCUCCGCCGGCACCAGCGCAAGUGCACGCUACGCCACCCGCCAGGCAUGGAGAUUUACCGCAAGGACGGGGUGGCUUUCUUCGAGGUCGACGGAUGCGUCGAAAAGGCGUACUGCCAGAACCUCUGCCUCAUCUCCAAGCUUUUUCUCGACCACAAGACUCUCUUCUACGACGUCGAUCCGUUCCUCUUUUACGUCCUCUGCGAGGUCUCCGACCGUGGCUACCACAUGGUCGGCUACUUUUCCAAGGAAAAGAUCUCGUCCACCAACAACAACGUGGCGUGCAUCAUGACCCUGCCGUGCUACCAGCGCAAGGGCUACGGCAUGCUCAUGAUCGCCUUUUCCUACGAGCUCUCCAAGGUUGAGCACCAGCCGGGUGGGCCCGAGACACCGCUCUCGGACCUCGGCCUCCUCUCAUACCGCUCGUACUGGUCCAAGUCGCUGCUCGUCCUGCUCAAAGACACCGACCUCGACAAGAUCUCUAUCCGCUCCAUGGAGAAGGAGACGUGCAUCAAGGCCGAGGACAUUGUCAAGACCCUGCAGCUGAUCGGGGUCAUCUCGGCGUCGUCGACCCGCGAGCUCUACGCCCCACCGUCGCUCAUCAACAAGUACCUGUACAAGAACGGCAAGCCGCGCAUGCCGCCGGUCAUCGACCGCGAGGCCCUUCACUGGGUGCCGUUUAUCAACCCGCCGUCGACCCGCGCCCGCGGUUAGUGAGUGCCUCACACCAGCACCACCUUGCCAAACGCCGACGGGACAUGGAAGCACGGCGGCGACUUGUACGUCGGCGACCAGGCCAGAAACUGCUCGCCAGCCGACGGCGAGACAACAUCGAUGCGGAACAUGUUGAGGUGCCACGCUGAUGGCGGCGGAUGAGCUCCUGGCGCCACGGUUACAUACGGCACGUACACCGCCGCCGUCCACCCGUCGGGCGUCACCCGCGCCCGCGCCUCGAUCGCCGUCGCGUUGCACGCCAUCAGAUCCCCAGUCAUACCGGCGCAGUCGUCGUCCGGAUUGGUAAUGUGUGACUCGAAGAGCACGCCCUUGGGCGAGACCUCAAUCUCGACGUAGUGCUGCGGCGCCUGCGCCGGGUAGCCUAGCCCAGGCGCGAUGAACACCUCCACCGCGUCGUACUCGUACAGGUGAUCGUCGCACUCGGUAAACGGGUUGUAGAUGUA